This is a messenger RNA of Dimorphilus gyrociliatus, 8445 nucleotides long. Lineage: Eukaryota; Metazoa; Annelida; Polychaeta; Dinophilidae. The record is from the annotation of a GenBank genome assembly.
AUUGGCCGCUUUAACACAACGCACCAAGUUGAAGCAUUUUUAUGUUUUAUCAACGAGAUUUAUCGUUUUUACUGUCUUUUUCUACUUUUAGUUAAAAGAUUUUCCAAUAAUUUCUUGGAUAGAGCUCUGGCUAUUUGAACCCUAGCUCUGUAGUUCUAAGAAGUCUCAAAACGUGAGUAUUAUUCGUGAAAUUUAGGUUACGUAGCCGACACCAUAAAAAAAUUUUAUUUUGAAACUGAACAUGUAGGUAACAUGACAGAAAACAUUCCACCAAAAAUGAAUGAACAUAACUUUUCUCAUUGCUUUGAGAUGAAUUAUACAUCACCUAAACAAAAGCCCCCUAAUAAAGAUAGAAAGGAAGAAAUAGAAACUUUAACCUUAGGAUCGUUUUGCCGAGCUCCAAUUGUCGAUUUCGGAUUAGUUAAAAAAGAUAAAACGCAAUCUAGAAGAUUACGGCUUAGGAAUAUUGAAGAAUUUGAGCAAAUCGUCUCAAUAGAAAAAUUUCCUUACAAAGCAAACUUCACAAUAAAUCAAAAAGAAGUUACUGUAGGCCCAUUAGAUACCCAACUUAUAUCAAUGUCGUGGACACCUUCCGCAGGAGGUAACGUUAGGGAGAAAGUUAUUUUUAAGUUGAAUAGUACAAUAAGAUUGGAAAGUAUAUUAUUGGGUAAAUGUGAGUCACCUGUAAAACCAAAGCAAAAGAAAAAAUUGUGGAAACUGCCUAAACCCCCGUCAACCCCAUACACGAAAAGUGCUGUAAAGGAACGGUUUCUACAAACGAAAGAAGAAUGUAGGUCUUCAUCAUUAUCUCCUAAAAGAACGACAAAACCUCCGCAGACGGCCUCAGCAAAACGAGAAGUGUUUCGUGAAAUUCAACGAAAUAAACUCGACGAUACUGGAGAGAUCGGAUUUAAGGAAAUCAAUACAAAAAUAUUUGACUUUGCUAAUCAGGUUCAGUCUACCCCACGAGAUACGUAUUUCGUCCCAAAAGGAACCAAUAUUAAACAAGAAUUACAGUUAAAGCUGUCUGAAGAUGAAUCUAAGCAAAAGUUAAGCCCAAAAAAGAGAUCUUCCGAUUUGUUCGACGAUAGUUUAAAGGAGGAUGAGGCUAAAGAGUUUAGUGAAGAAUUUCAUGAUUCUCUUAAUGAUGAAGAUAGCAGCACUAAGCAAUUGGUUAUUGGUCGAGAAACUGUUGUUAAAGGACGUCCUGAUAUGGAUAAUAUACCUAUUAUAGAUCACGACUCAGAAUCGGUAGCACGUAGGCGUAUUUUUCCCGACUUAACAGCAAGCUUAGAAAAAAAUUCUGUAACACGUUUAAAAAGAAGAGCCCGCCGACGAAGCAAAACUGUCACAAAAGAAAAACCAACUUUAGAUCUUUCGAUAAUGCAAGAUUCCUUUGAUUCUUCAAUGUAUGGCAAUGACGGCUGUAUGCUUGACAAUAGUUUGUUACAAAAGACACCAAUAAAAAAGAUUACAGAAAUUGAAAAACCUAAGAGUAAAGACGGGAUUGAAAUCUUAUCUGGUAACGUAAAUAGUACAAGAUUUACGGAGCCAAAGCAACUAGAUAAACCAUUGAAAAUUGAAUCUCUAAAUAAAACUGAUAAAGUAAUAAAACCAUUAAAGAAAAAUCUUAUGGCACCACCAAGGGUACUUCCUAAGAUGCUGGAAGAAAAAACAAAGAAAUCGAAUACUUCUCCAAAAAAAGUCAAUUUAUCAAGAUCAAAAACUAUUACUCUUGAAAAAUCUAUAGCUGUCAAAAGGCGUUCAAUUGAAGUAACUCCAUUGGAUAGCUCAAAAAAAUUGAAGCGUAAAGAAAUACAAACGUCUCCCAUUACUAAAAGAGGAAGAAUAAAUGAUUCGAAGGUUAAUUCGACUCUGUGUUCAAGAAUUAAGCCAGUGAAGGGUAUACCCCAGGCAAAAUUGGUUUUGUCAAAAUCAGUUAUGAGUACACCUCUACCAAAACACCCAUUGCCAUUUGUUGCUAAAAAUAUGUAUUACGACGAACGUUGGAUUGACAAGCAGGAAGCUGGUUUCAAAAGAUGGUUAAAUUUCGUUUUAACACCAUCUGCGGAGGAGCAAGUUGAUACAAAGAAACCUUUAGUUGAUAGGGGCCAGUUAAAUAUAACAACGAAUCAUGAGAAAACUGUGAAGCUAGCACCAACAAAAGAGAUGCUUUCGUUUAAGGCCUAUUCUGCUAGGAAGCAAUUAAACAAAUUGCGCAGAAAGGCCAUAUCAUUAUGGCAAAGAGAAAACGUUAUUAAAAUAUUACAUCGUUUAGAAGUUGAAAUAUGUAGUGAACGCUUAAAAAUCAGACCUGAUAAAAAAAUACAUGCUGAUUUAGGUCUGAAAUAUAAAUUAUUGGAUGUCUUUCUAAGCUAUAAUCCGUUAUGGCUAAGAAUUGCUUUAGAAACGGUUUAUGGGGAGUUGAUUUUGAUAAAUUCUAAUCAGGAUAUAAUAGGAUUAUCGAAGUUUAUUUUAACGCGGGUUCUGAAUUCACCUGAUAUUCAAAAAGAAUUCGCUCAUCCAAAUGUUCCUCACCUAUAUAAGUCAGGAUAUGAAGAAGCAAUUGCUCAGCAUAUAUUAAAGAAAUUCCUUUGUCUUGUCUUAUUUUUGGACUUGGCGAAAAAUGAGCGAUUAAUUAAUCAUGAUCCAAUCUUAUUUUGCAUUGAUUCAGAAUUCAAAACAUCCCGUGAUAUUUUACUUUACCUGUCCAAGAAUUGUUUACAAGGAGAAGGGGAUGUUACCCGUCAUCUGUCACACCUAGGCUAUAAAGUUACUUACGCGCAAAGAGCUAUUGAUGAGUAUAGUUUUGGCGUAACUAGCUUAGCAACAGACCUAAGAGAUGGCGUUAGGCUAACCCGUGUAAUCGAAUUACUAUUAACCGAAUUUACUUUAACGAACCAACUUCGUUUACCAGCUUUGAGCCGGUUACAAAAGAUUCACAAUAUACAGCUUUGCUUUAAAGCGUUAUCCCGGCACUCAGUUGAUUUAGAAAGUGACAAUAUAGAACCUAAGCACAUUACUGAUGGCCAUAGAGAAAAAACUUUAUCACUUUUGUGGAAAGUUAUUCUCAAAUUUCAGGUGGAAAUCGGCUUAAGUGAACAGCAGCUGCGAGAAGAAAUUAUUUUCUUAACGCGCCAUAAUUAUAUUCAAAGGCAGAUGGCAGCAUUAACUAACGAUCGAGAAAAAAUUGAUCUGGACGGAAAUAUCGUCACGUCUACUGGCGAUACGAAAGUGCAACUUUUAUUGAAAUGGUGUCAAGCUGUUUGCCUUUGUUAUAACAUUGAAGUAGAAAACUUUUCGGUUUCGUUUAGCGAUGGACGAGUGCUAUGCUAUAUUAUCCGACACUAUCAUCCUGCCCUUUUACCGGAAGAUGCUAUACAUAACGAAACGACGCAAAGCAUGCGUCCGGACAAUAAAUCUUUCGAUGAGGAUGACAUUGAUCUUAUUCUUUUUUUACCUGAUGCAGAAACAAGAUAUUCGUCGGAAUAUGAUAAAUUAUUACAAAAUGAACAAAAGAACUUCAAAGUUAUCAACCAAGCAGUAAGCGAAUUAGGAGGUGUUCCUAUGAUGCUUAAGACCUUGGAUAUAUCUGGUACGAUACCAGACGAAAAGGUUUUAAUUACUUACGUCAGUUGUCUUUGCGUUCGCCUAUUGGAUUUAAGAAGCGAAACCAGGGCAGCUAGAAUUAUACAGGCGGCAUGGAGAAGGCAUCACCUUGAGGGAAGAAAGAAAUAUUUACACAAACAACACAAUGCCGCUAUUAAAAUACAACAUAUAGUUCGUCGGUUUUUGAAAAAACGCUUCGAAGAAAGAAAAAAAAAAUCGGUUACUGUACUGCAAAGAUCUGUAAGAAGAUGGCUAGCGAAACGAAGAAUAAACGAAAUAAAGAGGGAAAAGGAUCGACAAAUUGUAGAAGAACACAACUGCAUCAGAGUAUACAUUCUAAGGAAGAAAUUAAGCGCCUUUAAGGAGAAAAAACGGAAUGAAGCGGCAACUGUAAUUCAGCGUUGGCUAUUAUCCGUUAAGGCUGCAAGAGCGGCUAGAUGUUAUUUUUUAACGUUAAAAUCGACUGUUAUCCAGUUACAAGCCUUAUUCCGGCAAGUUUCAGAGCGUAAAAGAUUCUUAAAGAAAUUGGAAGCAGUAACAAAAAUACAAAUAUGGUGGAGAUCUAUCUUGGAAUGCCGUAAAAACAAGCAACGCUUUCAAUUUAUUAAGAAAGCCGUCAUUAGAAUUCAAACUCAGUAUAGAUGCUACUAUUAUAAGAAAAGGUUUACACAGAUGAGAAAAUCCGCAUCUACUAUUCAAUUGGCGUUUAGGCGUUAUGUUGUUAAGAAGGAAGUAAAACGUCAGAUAAAUGCUGCUAUAUGCAUACAGAAACACUGGAAAAAGUUCUCUUGCAGAAAAAGCUAUUUACACCUUAAACGCAGCGUAAUUAAGAUCCAAAGUUUAUUUAGAUGUUAUCAUCAACGAGAGGUUUAUUUGAAAGAAUACAAUGCAACUUUAAUAAUACAGAAGCGGUGGAGGGCUUUCUUACAAGGGCGUAAACAAAGAAUAAAUUGUCAAUUGAAAAAAGCUGCUGUCAUAACAAUACAAAGGGCUUUUAGACGACAGUUACAGAGUAAUAAAGAAAGAAACGCUGCAGCUUUAGUUAUACAGUCCCAUUUCAGACGAUUUCUAUGCAUGAAGAAUUUUAAAUCUACAAAACGAGCUGUUGUGUUUAUUCAACGUCGAUAUAGGGCUACCCGACAAACAACUGCCUGCAUUAAAGAGUUUAGUCAGCUGAAAUUUGCAACUAUUCUCAUACAGUCUCAUUUUAGAGGAUGGCAAUGUAGGAAAAAGUAUAUUGCCUUGAGAAGAAUCGUCAUCUUUACGCAAUCUCUCUAUAGAAUGAAACGAGAAAGAAAGGAAUUUCUGAAGAUAAAACAGAAAGCUAUUUUCAUUCAAUGCACCUUUAGGGCGAGUAAGCAACGAAGGCAGUAUAUUGUACUGAAACGAGCUGUCGUUAAACUUCAGGCUUUAUUGAGGAUGCGAAGGGAAAGAUUACGCUUUGUUACACAACGAAAUGCUGCUGUAAUAGUGCAGAAAAAUGUCAAACGUUUCUUGAAGCGUUUGAAAUUUACUAAACUAAAAGCAGCUUGUUUAGUUAUCUCAAAAUUUAGUCGAAUGACAAUUUGUAGGCGUAAAUUUCUUUCUCAAAAGAGGGCCUGUGUUGUCAUACAAUCAGCUUUUAGGAGAUUUUCUUGCAAAAGGAGAUUUUUGACUGAAAAGAAAGCCGCCAUAGUUAUACAAAAAACUUUUAGAAUGCAUUUAAAGAAAAAGUUAUAUGAGAAAAUGAAAAGUAGCGCAAUAACAAUUCAAAAAAGAUACAGAGCAAUAAAAUUGAUGAAAUUGGCCAAACAUCACUUUAUUAGCAUCCGGUCAUCAUGCGUGAUUAUUCAAAGAUUUUGGAGGAAUUACGUAUGGAAACGAAACAGAGAAACGGCUGCAUUAAUUAUUCAACGAUUCGUUUUAACAAAUUUAAUCGCUAAAUCGUUUAGAAAUGAAUAUUUGGAAUUGAAAAAAUGUACUAUUAUUGUACAAUCAAUCUAUAGACGAUGGCAUCAAAGGAGAGAAUAUCAAAAUAUGAAAAGAGCAGCCGUUAUCAUACAAUCUAAUUAUAGGCGUUACGCUGAUAGGUGUCAUUAUGUCGAAUUAAGAGAAGCGACUGUUUUAAUUCAAAGACGCUUUAGGAGCAAAAAAUGUUUGAAAGAAGAAAGAAAAAGGUUUUGUCAAAUUAGGAACGGAAUAAUAGGAGUACAGCGAUUAUUUCGAAUUUAUUUAUGGAAGAAAAAGUUAUUAAGGGAAUGCGGUGCGACACUAAUUCAGAGAUGUUUCCGCAGAUAUAUAGCAAGAAAGAAUUUUUUGCGUUUUAAAAGUGCUGCUAUAUUAAUUCAGUCAAAUUGGCGAACAUUUGCAGCUAGGAGACGGUACGAAGCAAUUAGAAAUGGAAUUUGUAAAUUUCAAUUUCUCUACCGAACUUAUAUCUGUAGAAAGAAGUUCACUCAAGCUUUGCGCUCCUUAUCUCAACUGAAAUUGGAAGAGAGACAGAAGAAUGCGGCUACUAAAGUACAGUCAGCAUGGCGUAUGUAUGCUGCCAAGAAAAGCAUGUUAAUUAAAAAGCAAAAAGUAGUGAUAUUGCAAUCAUUUCUCAAAAUGUAUAUUGAACGAAAGCGUUAUAUUGCUAAAAAGAAUUCUGCAAUCAUUUUGCAAAGAUUUUUCCGAAACUACAUGAGCAAAAGAAGAGAGAAGAAUGCUAUCAAAGUACAAUCAAUCGUUAGGUGUUUCUUGGAGAGAAAAAAAUUCUUGGCGAUUAGAAAGUCGAUUAUUACUAUUCAGACACAUUUUAGAAAGAGGCUUCGACACCGAAACCUCCAGAGGGAAAGAGCCGCUCUGCAGAUACAAUCAGCCUGGAGGAUGCAUGUAAGAAGAAAUAACUUUAAGCGCACUAGAGACAGUGCUAUUCUUAUUCAAAGAGCAUUCCGAAAUUGGCAUAAGAAUGUGGAAAAUAGGAGAGCAUUUGUAUUGAAAGAAGCUAUGAGUGUGAAAAUCCAGGCAUUUUGGCGUGGUUAUAGAUAUAGAAAAAUGUUUGUCAAUUAUCGCCUAGCAGCAAAAACAAUCCAGUCACGUUUUAGGGCUUAUUCUGCCGGAAAAAAACAGCGAUCCCUCUAUAAAUCAAUGAAGAAAAGUGUAAUUCUCAUAGAAUCGAUUUGGAUAAGGUACAAAGAGAAACAAUAUAAACAAAAUCUGUGUCAUCUCAUGAAGCAGCAUUCGGCUGCCAAAAAGAUCCAAAAAUGUUAUAAAAGUUGGAAAAACAGACAAAAUUAUCUGAGAGUAGGUGCUUGCAUUGUCAUUCAGUCAACUUGGAGAUCAGUAGUUCAGAGACGUCAAUUCAUUAAACUGAAAAAAGCUACUAUUGUUAUACAAAAUCUUAGAAGAAGACGUUUGGCUAUUAGGCGCUCUAACGAACUAGAAAGAAAUGCUUUAGUUUUACAAUCGUUCAGCAGAAUGUAUUUGGCACGAAGGAAGUUGAUUAACUGGCGUCAAGCAGCGGUUGUUAUUCAACGAGCUUGGAAAGCUCAUAUAGUUUAUAAAAAGUAUCACGUUCAAAGAAGUGCCGCAAUCACUAUACAAAAAUAUCUGAGGAUGAGUUUCGCUCAAAAACAAUAUGGGGCAACUAGAACGGCAAUUAUUCGUUUACAGGCCUUUUUCCGAAUGUGUCAAGCCAGAAAAGAAUUCAAAGAGAUAGAGGAAAAGGUUGUAAUUACACAAUGUUGUGUCCGUCGCUUCUUAGCCAGAAAUCGGAAAUUAGCAAUGGAGGAUAAACUAAACUGUCAAAGUAGACAAAAAUUGAUUAUAGAAACUAACCAACGACACCUGGCGGCCUUUCGAAUACAGAGAGCUUACAAAAGAUAUCGUAAAUGUCAAGCACUAGAACGACAUUUGCCUGCCAUAAUUUGCUUACAGACACAUGUCAGGGGUUUCCUUGCUCGCAAACGAGUAGAGAGGGUAAAAUGGGCAGCGAAUGUAAUAAAACGCCACGUACGAGUGUGGCUUUUAAGACAGGAACGGGUAAAAAGAGACGCCGCCGCCAGACGAAUACAGGCAGUAGCUCGAGGUUAUUUAGUUCGAAGAAGAAAUAAAAAUGACAACAUAGAAACAGUAAGGGAACGUUUACAAAUUGCUACGGAAAAUGCCCGAGAAGAAAUGACGCUUGGACGCCGAACUCGAAGCGCAUUAGACUUUCUUUUAUUGUGUCGAGAUUUAUCAAGAAUAUUAGACUCUCUGAUCCACUUAGAAGUUUCGACUCGUCUCUCAGCCCUAUGUUGUGAAAAUUUGGCCCAAGAGAAUGCAGUCCCCGUAUUAUAUAGGCUGAUAAAAUGCUGCAAUAGGUCCGUGCCGCAUAUGGAAAUAAUCAAGUAUUGUAUAUCAAUCUUAGUCAACUUGGUUAAGCAUGAAAAAACGUCAGUUUAUGCCUGCUAUAAUGAAGAUAUGGCCGAAACAUUGGCGGAGUUAAUUUGCAUGUAUCGCGACAAGGGCUCAAUUUUUCAUAAAACAUGCUUGCUUUUAGGCUUAGCAGUACGGCGUUCUCAGACCGUAACGACGGCAAUAAGAACUCAAUCCCGUUUAUGCGAUCGGCUAAAAGCUGUCUACACUUUAAUAAGGAGGCGACAGAACUUGGAUGAACAGAGAAAAUUUCAAAAGGCCAGAUGUUCCCAAUUCCUUCCGCCUGUGAAGACUAAACGUCAGAAGCGGCCUUCGAGUUCUUCUUCUUGCUCCGCUUUUGAAAUACAACCGGAUUGGGUCUUAUCUCGAAGCUCUGUCAGAGAAAUUGACGAACCAAUAAUGGCUAUUCGAUUCGUAUUGAACUGUUUGGGAUUGAUCGAUUUGGACGAAGUUGUUUAA